Molecule: messenger RNA, 2382 nt
Organism: Neopsephotus bourkii (Bourke's parrot)
Lineage: Eukaryota; Metazoa; Chordata; Aves; Psittaciformes; Psittacidae
Gene: SLC39A8
Product: solute carrier family 39 member 8
Exons: 10
Coding region: 626-1885 (419 amino acids)
Biological process (GO): intracellular zinc ion homeostasis; zinc ion import across plasma membrane
Cellular component (GO): membrane
Molecular function (GO): zinc ion transmembrane transporter activity
Source: RefSeq, a predicted model, not a curated record
GCCCUCCCGCCUGGAGGAAGCCGCGUGAAUAUGUGAGCCUUUUCAUCCUGAAGGAAUUACCACCGCCACAGGAUAGUCCUGUUGUUGUACAUGUUGCUUGGCUCACAGCGAUGUUCUUGGGGUUCCUCUGUGGAGUCAGGCCCGACCGGGUGGCUGCCAAAGUUUUUUUGUCGGUUGAUACCUAGGAAGUUGUGAAGGGAAGAGACUGCAUAGAGUUAAUUUAAGCCACCUAUGUAGUGCCUGACUGUUCGCUAUCGUUCACGGGCGCUUCACAAAAGGAGGUUACUGAUUGACCUGAUGCCUGAGAACAGCACUGAGCAGCCAGCAUAGGCUACACAGCACCAUUUUUCCUCUGGAUUUAUACAGCUUCUGGCAGAGCAGACUCCCAGUGCUUAGAUGGACACAGCAAUGCCCUACAACACUCAGAAGAGGGUGGUGUCUCCUAUGGUUAUACAGGUCACAUCCUAAAUGUACCUUUCACUAGCUUCCUACAGAACCACAAAUCAGCAGCUCUUUAAGGACGCAGUAGAGGAAACUGAUUCCAGACAGCUAAGAAAUGUACAAAUAUAUGGGAAAGAGAUUUCCUCUGCCACGGAACCUUCAACAUCUAAAUAUAUAAUGGGAAAUGGAUUGUGAAAGCAUCAAGUGGCAUCCUCAUUGCUGUUUGAACUCACACAGUGAUUCAUUUAAGUCUUCUGCUCAACUGCUGGCAGAAUGCUUGACUGGUGAGGAAAUUUUUUCAUUGCAUGGGAUACCGAACAACAGUCUCGUAUCAUAUUCAAACUUCUCCACGAUAUGUCCUGCUGUUUUGCAACAGCUCGUUUUUCACCCGUGUGAUGAUCAGGAAAAAUUUGUGGAUGCAUCUAAACCACAUUCUUUACAAGUUUGGGGAUUUGGGUUCCUGGCUGUGACUAUCAUUAACUUGGCAUCUCUUCUGGGAUUGAUUUUAACUCCCCUAUUAAAGAAGUCAUAUUUUCCCAAGGUUUUAACCUACUUUGUGGGCUUGGCCAUUGGUACUCUUUUUUCUAAUGCAAUUUUCCAGCUCAUUCCAGAGGCAUUUGGGUUUGACCCAAAAGUAGAUAACUAUAUUGAGAAAGCAGUUGCGGUGUUUGGUGGAUUCUAUAUUCUGUUCUUUGUGGAAAGGAUUCUUAAAGUCAUAUUGAAGAUCUAUAACCAGACUGGCCAUAAUGACUCUGAAAACAGCGGACAGAAUCGUUCUCAGGAGAAGACUAAUCCACCCAAACCACUGUCAUCCAGCAAUGGGGGGACUUGUUAUGCAAAUUCAGCCGUCAUAGAGAGCAAUGGAAAUCUUGGUUUCGACAGCAUCAGUGUGGUCUCAGCACAGGAAGAAGCCACCCAAGCCAAUUUGUGCAGGUGCCUUAAUGGGCGUCCACUAUCAAAGAUUGGUACCAUUGCUUGGAUGGUAACACUGAGUGAUGCCGUACAUAAUUUCAUAGAUGGCUUGGCUAUUGGUGCUUCUUUCACUUUGUCUCUGUUUCAAGGGCUUAGUACGUCCAUAGCCAUCUUGUGUGAAGAGUUUCCUCAUGAACUGGGGGAUUUUGUCAUCUUGCUUAACGCAGGAAUGAGUACUCGGCAGGCUCUGUUUUUCAAUUUUCUGUCUGCAUGUUCGUGUUACAUUGGGAUGGCGUUUGGUAUAUUAGUAGGCAACAACUUUGCUCCUAACAUCAUCUUUGCUGUAGCUGGUGGAAUGUUCCUGUACAUCUCUUUGGCAGAUAUGUUCCCAGAGAUGAAUGAUAUGCUGCGAGAGAAAGUGACAGGAAGAAAGGUGGAUCUGACAUUCUUCCUUAUUCAGAAUGCUGGUUUACUAACAGGGUUUACUGCUAUACUGAUGAUCACCUUGUAUGCAGGAAAUAUUGAGCUGUGAUAAUGCAAGUGAAAAUGGAAUCAGUACUGAAGACAUCAAGUAAAUUACAAAUGGAAGACACUUGAAAUCCAUAAAGGGACAUUCUUUUAAUCUACUUCGUUUCAAAAUGGUGACAAGUCCUGUCCUGUCCCCCUUGUUCCAAAUAUGGAAAUUCUUCUUUAGGACUUGCAGUCAAUCCAAAUAGUAGAAGUUGUCAACUUCUGUACUUAUGCCAAAGAACUGAUUCUAAUGUUUGUAUUUCUACUUAAAAUUAUCAGAUGUACCUGAACUGUCACAGAGAAAGAAUGUUACUUGGCCAGUAGAAUUAUGCAAUACUUGCAACUCAAGACCAAAUGAAAGCUGAGGUCUUUCAGGGAAGAUGCUUAUUUAAAAGAAAAUAAUGGAGUCUCAUAUCCUUUUUUAACUGUGAUGAAGGCAAACAGUUUCAAACUAGUUGAUUUUCAUUACUCUUUUUUUAUAGAAUUUGUCUGUGUAGCAUCCUCUUUCCCCACCAAAAA